Paramecium pentaurelia is the source of this 359-nucleotide messenger RNA. Lineage: Eukaryota; Ciliophora; Oligohymenophorea; Peniculida; Parameciidae. The record is from the annotation of a GenBank genome assembly.
AUGAAAUUAUUGAUAUUAUUAAUAGUAUUAUCAAGUGUUAUAAGUAGAGAAUAUAGACCAAUGGCUGGAGGUAGAUUUAAGCCAGAUUAAAAUGAUGAAGGAUUGAGAUAGGCAAUAACAUAUGCAAAAGAACAUUUUGAAAGUUUGAAUUAUUUAUAUAAUAAUUAGCAUCUUGUGAUGGAAUGUCUGGAUAUAAAUGGGAUAAAAUAAUAGAUGUGGAAUAAUAGAUUGUUAAUGGAAGCAAUUACUAUAUUUCAGUAUAGUUGAAAAAUGGAGAUUAAAUAAUAAAUGUUUAAAUUGUAGUUUAUAUGCCUGCAUCUCCACCAGACAUAACAAUUACAUCAUGUUCUAUUUUUUGA